This is a messenger RNA of Mercurialis annua (annual mercury), 2231 nucleotides long. Its product is annotated as calcium-dependent protein kinase 8-like. The coding region runs from base 282 to 1889 and encodes 535 amino acids. The transcript has 9 exons. Gene Ontology annotation, cellular component: nucleus; cytoplasm. Gene Ontology annotation, biological process: intracellular signal transduction; peptidyl-serine phosphorylation; protein autophosphorylation. Gene Ontology annotation, molecular function: calcium ion binding; calmodulin binding; calcium/calmodulin-dependent protein kinase activity. The record is from RefSeq and is a predicted model, not a curated record. Lineage: Eukaryota; Viridiplantae; Streptophyta; Magnoliopsida; Malpighiales; Euphorbiaceae.
CUUCGUUCUUUCUUCUGUGUGUCUGUUUUUGUAUCGUUGAACACGAGAAAGAGAGAGAGUCUCUGCAAAAGAGAAAAUUAUUAAAAAUAAACCUCUUUUUUGACUCUCUCUUAUCUCUUCCACAUUCAUUUUCUUAUAAUUAAACUUAAAUUUUUUAAAUUCGUACCUCAAAUUCUCGAUCUCAUCUCAUCUGGGUCGGGUUUUAUUUCUCCGAUUACCGCCGUUUUCAGGUUUCUAAAUUUAGAAAAAAUAUUAAAUUUUUGAGAGAGAAGAGCUGAGUUAUGGGCAAUUGUUGUGCAAUUCCUUCUUCUAGCUCUACAGCUGAGAAGAAAACUAAUGGGAAGAAUGAAAAUAAGAAAAAUCCGUUCUUUGGAAAUGAUUAUGUUGUGAACAAUGGAUCUGGAUUUAUGGAUCAUAAGUUAGUGGUUUUGAAAGAGCCUACUGGUCGGGAUAUCUCGACUCAUUAUGAUCUGGGUCGUGAGCUUGGUCGUGGCGAAUUUGGGAUUACGUAUUUGUGUAUCGAUUUGAACACCAAUGAGCAGUUUGCUUGUAAAUCUAUAUCGAAGAAGAAGCUGAGGACUGCGGUGGAUAUUGAGGAUGUUAGAAGGGAGGUUGAGAUAAUGAAACAUUUGCCUCAUCACCCUAAUAUUGUGACUCUCAAGGAUACUUUUGAGGAUGAUGAUGCUGUGCACAUUGUGAUGGAAUUAUGCGAGGGAGGCGAGUUGUUCGAUAGGAUUGUUGCCCGUGGUCAUUACACUGAAAGGGCAGCUGCUGCUGUUAUGAAAACAAUUGUGGAAGUUGUUCAGAUGUGCCAUAAGCAUGGAGUCAUGCAUCGUGAUCUCAAACCAGAGAACUUUCUGUUUGGAAAUAAGAAGGAAGUAGCUCCUCUGAAAACAAUUGAUUUUGGAUUGUCAGUCUUCUUUAAACCUGGGGAGAGAUUCAAUGAGAUUGUAGGAAGUCCUUAUUACAUGGCUCCGGAGGUUCUAAAACGGAAUUAUGGCCCAGAAAUUGAUGUAUGGAGUGCUGGAGUUAUCCUCUAUAUUCUUCUUUGUGGUGUCCCACCUUUUUGGGCAGAAACUGAGCAAGGGGUAGCACAAGCAAUUAUUCGCUCUGUGAUUGAUUUCAAGAGGGAUCCAUGGCCUAAAGUUUCUGAAAAUGCAAAGGACCUAGUGAAGAAAAUGCUAAAUCCUGAUCCUAAGCUACGACUUACAGCUCAGCAAGUGAUUGAACAUCCUUGGUUACAAAAUGCUAAGAAAGCUCCAAAUGUCUCAUUGGGUGAGACUGUGAAAGCAAGACUCAAACAGUUUUCUGUGAUGAACAAGCUCAAAAAAAGAGCUCUUAGGGUUAUAGCUGAGCAUUUAUCGGUGGAGGAGGUGGCGGGCUUAAAGGAGGCCUUUGACAUGAUGGACACUUCCAAAAGAGGCAAGAUUAACCUUGAGGAGCUUAAGAUUGGAUUACAAAAGCUUGGCCAACAAAUUCCUGAUGCAGAUCUUCAAAUUCUUAUGGAUGCUGCUGAUGUUGAUGGUGAUGGAAAUUUGAAUUAUGGGGAGUUCGUUGCAGUUUCAGUGCACCUUAAAAAGAUGGGCAAUGAUGAUCACAUACAUAAAGCUUUUGCAUUUUUUGAUCAAAAUAAAAGUGGUUACAUAGAGGUUGAAGAGUUGAGAGAAUCCUUAAAUGAUGAAGUUGACACUUGUAGCGAGGACGUCAUCAAUGCCAUCAUGCAGGAUGUCGAUACAGACAAGGAUGGGCGCAUAAGUUAUGAGGAGUUUGCUUCAAUGAUGAAGGCGGGUACAGACUGGAGAAAGGCCUCCCGGCAAUAUUCACGGGAAAGAUUCAACAGUCUGAGCUUAAAAUUAAUGAGAGACGGGUCACUGCAGGUAGCCAGUUGAGGUAGAAAGAGAAUCAGUGUCCAACAGAGAUGGAAAUCUUCUACUGUUCGGGUUUUAUGAGAUUAUCGUCAUUUUUUCAUUUCCAAUUUGAUGAGACAUUUUGGAUAGGUAGGAUUAAAGUGACGGUGUUAGUGUCUUAAUUCGUUGUGUUUAGAAUUUGUUUACCCUGAGAUAGUUGCAGGAGAAAGAUGCAGAUAUAACAGAAAGAUUUGGCAAGGUAUUGAACCACAGUGUCGAAAUGUGGUUGUAAAUAUAUCACGAGUUAGAUUAAACAUUUGUUCUAAUUCCAUUUCUUUUGCUUCCAUUAGUGAUUCCAUGCAAUUGAUUAUGUGAUUUCGGUUA